AUGAUUGUCCUGUUUGCACCCACAUCGUCAUUAGUCCUUCAGAAUGGGGUUUUACUGAUGAUUGGAGAAAAGCCUCUCUUCAUGUUCUGCCUGCCCCCUGCAGAUGUAAACGAGUGUGGAGUAAAACCCCGGCCGUGCCAACACCGGUGUGUGAAUACGCACGGGAGCUACAAGUGCUUUUGCCUCGGCGGCCACAUGCUCAUGCCAGAUGCCACAUGUGCGAACUCCAGGACGUGUGCCGUGACGAGCUGCCAGUACGCCUGCGAAGACACGGAGGAGGGGCCGCGCUGUCUGUGUCCGUCCUCGGGCUUGCGCCUGGCCCCCAAAGGGAGAGUCUGUAUAGACAUCGACGAAUGUGCCUCCGGUAAAGCUGUCUGUCCUUAUAAUCGAAGAUGUGUGAACACGUUCGGCAGCUACUACUGCAAAUGUCAUGUUGGUUUCGAACUGAAAUAUGUCAGGGGCCGAUAUGACUGCGUAGAUAUAAACGAAUGUGCCGUGAAUACCCAUACGUGCAGCCUCUAUGCCAAUUGCCUCAAUACCCAAGGAUCCUUCAAGUGUAAAUGCAAGCAGGGAUAUAAAGGUAAUGGACUUCAGUGUUCCGUUAUCCCUGAAAAUUCUGUGAAGGAAGUCCUCAGAGCACGUGGUGUCAUCAAAGACAGAAUCAAGAAGUUGCUGGCUCACAAAAACAUGAAAAAGAAGGUAAAAAUUAAAAAUGUCAUCACAGAACCUUCUGGAACUCCUGCCCCUAAGGUUAACUUGUGGCCCCUCAACUCUGAAGAGACUGUUUCCAGAGCUAGGAACUCUAAUGGAGGAAAAAAACAGAAUGAAGAGAGAAAGAAAGAGGGCCUUGAGGAAGAGAAAAAAAAUGAGAAAGCCCUGAAAAACCACGUGGAGCGGGAGCAAAGCCUUUGAGGAGAUGUGUUCUCCCCUAGGGUCAAUGAAGCAGGUGAAUUGGGUCUGGUUCUGGUCCACGGAAAACCUGGAACAUCCAGAUUCGAACACAAAGCAGAUUUAAAUAUCUCAGUUGACUGCAGCUUUGACCAUGGGGUCUGUGACUGGAAACAGGAUAUAGAGGACGGCUUUGACUGGAAUCCCGCGGACCGAGACGAUGCUGUUGGCUACUAUAUGGCAGUUCCGGCCCUGGUGGGCCGUAAGAAGGACGUUGGCCGGUUGAAACUCCUCCUCCCUGACCUGCAACCGCAAAGCAAUUUCUGUUUGCUUUUUGAUUACCAGCUGGCCGGAGACAAAGUAGGGAAGCUUCGAGUGUUUGUGAAAAACAGUAACAAUGCCCAGGCCUGGGAGGAGACCAGAAGUGAGGAUGAGAGGUGGAAGACUGGGAAAAUUCAGUUCCAUCAAGGGAUCGGCACUACCAAAAGUAUCAUUUUUGAAGCAGAACGUGGCAAGGGCAAAAGUGGAGAAAUUGCAGUGGAUGGCAUCUUGCUGCUCUCGGGCUUGUGUCCAGAUGGCCUUUUAUCUGCGAAUGGCUGA
Molecule: messenger RNA, 1488 nt
Organism: Zalophus californianus (California sea lion)
Lineage: Eukaryota; Metazoa; Chordata; Mammalia; Carnivora; Otariidae
Product: epidermal growth factor-like protein 6
Exons: 10
Cellular component (GO): membrane
Molecular function (GO): calcium ion binding
Source: RefSeq, a predicted model, not a curated record